Cynara cardunculus var. scolymus (artichoke) is the source of this 2356-nucleotide messenger RNA. Its product is annotated as serine/threonine-protein kinase STY13. Gene Ontology annotation, biological process: protein phosphorylation. The transcript is spliced from 6 exons. Gene Ontology annotation, molecular function: protein kinase activity; ATP binding. Lineage: Eukaryota; Viridiplantae; Streptophyta; Magnoliopsida; Asterales; Asteraceae. The coding region runs from base 632 to 1882 and encodes 416 amino acids. The record is from RefSeq and is a predicted model, not a curated record.
GGUAGUGCACAAUUACAUGCGUUGCCUUUUUCUCUAUCUCUGACAUCGGAGAAACAAGAAUAUCUUCACCGGGACGCCAUCUCCAGAGAUAGAAAAAAACACCCCUUUUUUUUCAAUUUCUAGAGAGAGAAACGAAAGAAAACAAGAAAUUUUUAGCAAAACGCACCGGCCAAGACGACUUCUUUUCAAAUAAAAAUAUUUAGGGUUUAUGCAGCUUCAUCGUCAUCUUCGUUGUUGUUGCUUGUUUCAAAGUUGAAUUUCCAUCUGGGUGUUUGCUAUUUGGAAUCUUUCUUCAAUCAAUCCAUCUGGGUGUUGGUAUUUAUAUUAUUUUCUUUUGAUUUUGGGGAAAAAGUUUCGAUCUUUCAGUCAUCACACUGUUUUAUUGCUUGUAUGUGUGGUGUUUGUGGAACUUUUAAUCCCUUUUUAGAUGAUGGAAAGCUUAGUUUAGGGUUUUAGAUGAUAAGUUUGGUGGACAUGAUUGUCCCCAAAAUUGGGUUUCUUUGAAAAACUGUAAAGAAUUCUUUAAUCUUCUCAUGGUGGUUGAUCAUCUUGUGGGAUGCAUAUGUGGAUUUCUUGAAGGGUGUUUGUGAGGGUCAAGAUGAGGAACAAGGGGAUAAUCUGAAUUUGCAGUAUGAGUAACAGUGAGAAGAACAACAUCAACAGGGCAAUAGAAGAAGGGGCAUUUGAUAGUAAUAGUAAUAAUCAUAGCAACAAUAGCAAUAAUAAAUCUGGAACAGCGAAAUCGGGAUCCGGUUGCUCGAAAUCAGCUUGUUCAAAUGGGUCAAUCUCGAAUUCAGACAGCACGAUCGAUGAGAGGGUGCUGGUUGAUCCAAAACUGUUAUUUAUUGGAGCAAAAAUCGGAGAGGGGGCUCAUGGGAAGGUUUAUGAAGGAAGGUAUGGUGAUCGGAUUGUCGCCAUAAAGGUUCUCAACCGUGGUAGAGAUGCAGAAGAACGAGUUGCACUUGAAGGUCGUUUUGCACGGGAAGUUAAUAUGAUGUCGAGAGUGAAACACGACAACUUAGUGAAGGUGGAUUGCCUAUUACAAGAUUUGAACUUGAUAGAUGUCUUAGUUGAUUAUUUUAAGUUCAUUACUUUUUUCUUGCAGUUUAUUGGAGCUUGUAAAGAUCCUUUAAUGGUGAUUGUCUCUGAGUUGUUACCGGGGAUGUCACUCCGGAAAUACUUAGGCAGUAUUCGUCCAAAUCAAUUAGACCUGCACUUGGCGUUGAACUUUGCUCUUGAUAUUGCUAAAGCCAUGGAUUGUUUACAUGCCAAUGGGAUUAUACACAGAGAUUUAAAGCCUGACAACUUACUGCUUACUGCGAAUCAGAAGUCUGUAAAGCUUGCAGAUUUCGGUCUUGCAAGGGAAGAAACGGUUACUGAAAUGAUGACGGCAGAGACUGGAACUUACCGUUGGAUGGCACCUGAGUUGUAUAGCACUGUGACCUUGCGUCAAGGCGAGAAGAAGCAUUACAAUAACAAGGUCGACGUUUACAGCUUUGGUAUUGUGCUCUGGGAGUUGGUGACAAACCGAAUGCCAUUUGAAGGCAUGUCGAAUUUGCAGGCUGCUUAUGCUGCUGCUUUUAAGCAAGAAAGGCCAAAUCUUUCAGAAGAAAUCUCACCUGAACUCGCGUUCAUCAUCCAAUCAUGUUGGGUUGAGGAUCCCAAUAUGCGACCAAGUUUUGAUCAAAUCAUACGGAUGCUCAACACCUUCCUCUUCACCCUUCCGCCGCCACCCGACCCAUCGCCGGAAGAACGCGAUGCCGCCGAGGAUGCAGCUGCAGCCAGUAAUGGCACGAUGAACGAGCUCUCUGCACGCUCCAGACGCAAGUUUUCUUUUCUUCGCCAGAUUUUUGCUGCCAAAAAGACCAAGAACUCACAGUGAAUCGCGGGUAAGAUCUUUUGGGCGGUUUUAAUAUCUAAAAAGACGAGAACUUGAAAACCAAAUUGUGAAUCUUGAUGCAAAAAGCGUUGAAUAGAUGAAAAAAAAUCAUGUUAGGGAAAUAGAUACAAUGGAAGUGUCUUUAGUCGACAUUGGUUGUAAAUGAGGCUCAUAAAACCCUAGAUUUUUCGUUCGUGUUAAUAUGAAUGCUGCUCUAGUUCAGCUAUUCGAAAAGCCUAGGCCCUUUUCUCGGGUAAUUUACAACUUUUGUUGCAUAAGGUACAAGUUAAUAUUGCAUCAUCGCUUUCGAUGGAGGAAAGGAGUAUAACUUAUGAUAUAGGACUUAAUGUUAACAACAAAGUUCUUCUUUUGAUUACUAUGAUUCGUCAAGAAAUCUAAAUACCAUGUGAUUCUGUCGAGUGUCGACUGUAACUUGGAUGACUAAGAUGAUAUAGCAUUACUCUUAACGUGAAUUUC